Lagenorhynchus albirostris (white-beaked dolphin) is the source of this 783-nucleotide messenger RNA. Its product is annotated as RING finger and CHY zinc finger domain-containing protein 1-like. Lineage: Eukaryota; Metazoa; Chordata; Mammalia; Artiodactyla; Delphinidae. Gene Ontology annotation, biological process: protein ubiquitination; ubiquitin-dependent protein catabolic process. The record is from RefSeq and is a predicted model, not a curated record. Gene Ontology annotation, cellular component: nucleus. Gene Ontology annotation, molecular function: ubiquitin protein ligase activity; zinc ion binding.
AUGGCGGCCUCGGCGCGGGAAGACGGCGCCCGUAGGCAAGCGCAAGGGCGGCGGGGCUGCGUGCACUAUGACAGAGGAUGUCUCCUAAAGGCACCAUGCUGUGACAAGUUUUAUUCUUGCCAGUUGUGUCAUGAUAACAAUGAAGAUCAUCUGCUAGAUCACUUUAAAGUAAAGGAAGUGCAGUGCAUAAACUGUGAAAAAAUCCAACGUGCACAACAGACUUGUGAAGAAUGUAGCACAUUGUUUGGAGAACAUUAUUUUAGUAUGUGCCAUCUGUUUGACAAAGGUAAGAAACAGUAUCACUGUGAAAACUGUGGAAUUUGUAGGAUUGGUCCAAAGGAAGAUUUUUUUCACUGUCUGAAAUGUAACUUAUGCCUCACAAUAAAUCUCCAAGGAAAGCACAAGUGUAUUGAAAAGGUUUCCCGGCAGAAUUGUCCAAUAUGUUUGCAGGACAUUCACACAUGUAUUGUUGCUCAUGUCUUGCCAUGUGGACAUCUUUUACACAGAACGUGUUAUGAAGAAAUGUUGAAAGAAGGCUACAGAUGUCCAUUAUAUAUGCACUCUGCUUUAGAUAUGACUAGGUACUGGAGACAGCUGGAUGAUGAGGUAGCACAGACUCCUAUGCCAUCAGAAUAUCAGAACAUGACUGUGGAUAUUCUCUGCAAUGAUUGCAAUGGAAAAUCUACAGUCCAGUUCCAUAUAUUAGGCAUGAAAUGUAAUUAUUGUGAGUCCUACAAUACUGCUCAGUCUGGAGGAUGUAGAAUUUCAGUAGAUCAGCAAUGA